AUGGAUACUCUCUCAACUUUUAAAGGUGAGACAGAGAUACAGAAUUUAAAAAGCCAGAUACCUAAUGUGUCAAGGGAGCUUUCUCAGGCUAAGAAACAUUAUAUAAACGCCAGCAUGUCCAUUUUGACAAAAGAUCCCUUCGAAGGAUAUCGUGAAAUCCAAAAGUUGACAGAAAUGCAACAAGAAUGUCAAGUUAGUUUGGAUGAAUACAGAAGAAUAUCAAAAAAAUUGGUCAGCUUUAUCGAUCUGUCACCUCAUUCAAAAGUCUCAUUGGACCAAAAACUAGAGAAUGAAAUAAAAGAGUUGGGCAAAAGAUAUAAAAAGUUACAAGUUUCCAAAACAAAGUCAACAUCCAUGAAAAAUAAAGAAAAAUUAGGUCAUAGGAUCAAGGUCAUCGAAAAUAAAGGUCCAGUACCUGUUACAGAAGCACCUGUUAUCGUUCCAGCAACUGUUAAAGCUCCAGUACCUGUUACAGUUCCAACAACUGUUACUGUUCCAGCAUCUGUUUCAGUUCCAUCACCUGUUAAAGCCCCAACAACUGUUACUGUUCCAGCACCUGUUACUGUUCCAACAACUGUUAAAGCUCCAGUACCUGUUACAGUUCCAGCAUCUGUUACUGUUCCAGCACCUGUUACUGCUCCAACAACUGUUAAAGCUCCAGUACCUGUUACAGUUCCAACAACUGUUACAGUUCCAGCACAUGUUCAAGAUUCAUCCAAAUUCGAUAUAGAUUCUGUGUUUUCUCUUCCACCAAUUGCAGAUUAUGAAAAGCUAAAUCGAUUAACUUGUCUUGUUGGAGAAAUCAAAUCAACCAAAUCCAAUUUCAAAUCCACCAGAAAUAUAGAUUGUCUAGAAUCUACAAAAAAUAUUUAUGAUCGAAUAGUUAAUCUCUUUUUACGAUGUAGACCACAAAGAUUAAAAAGAUUGGGACUUUAUAUUCAAACAUCUCAAUUGCCAGAACAAUUAACACUCGAUCAGUACAGAAAAUUAGUAGUGCCGUUGAUGUUUGAAAAUCUUAGACGCCAGAUUGUUGGCAAUAUCACAGACAUUGGAGCGACAGUUGACACGAUCGAAGGUCUAUUGGACUUUAAAAAGAUCAAAUCGGUUGCAUCAAAGGCAGUGUCACUCACUGCCACCAAGGAUGGAAUAGCAUACAUACUCGAUGACCAUCUGGAUGCCCCUCACACCACCCAAUUUAAAAACUCACUGUCUACUACGUCCAAAAAGACAGAUCUCCAAGUCUUCAAGGUGGUCAACCUCAUUUCAUUUAAAAAAGAAUUGGACGAUAGAAAGAAGCAAACAAUCGAUAUUAAUGGCUCGGCUUUAAUUAAUGGUAUGUUUUUAUUUAUAAAGAAUCCAAAGAGAUUAAUCACUCUCACUACCAAAUCAUUUGAACAAGAAUUAGAGGAAUUAUUUUCAUUAUCAAAUAUUGGAGAUUACCAAGACGACAAUAGCGAUGAUGACGACAAUGACGAGAGGGACGUGUCAAAUUCAUCAUCCGAUUAUUACUAUUCAAAAGAUGUCCAUGGAUUCAUAAAUGAAGGAAGCAAUAAUAUUUCUUUUUAUGACUCACUGAAAGGAUACAACCCUGACGGCGCUAAAAAAAGAAAUCUGCAAUUUAGAAGCUAUCUCAGUCAAUUGGUUCUCAAACAAAAGGCUAAUUCUUUCACUCAACCACUACCUGGAGAUAUAGUCCAUAUCCAAAAGAUCAAUGAUUUAUUGUCGACCCAAUAUGACUUUAAAAAGUGUAGCGAUCAAACAUUGUGGGCCAAGAAAACUAGUCAGAGCGAACUGUUCAGUUUGCUAAAGACUAAUUUCCCCAAGGACAAUUUCGAGUCAUACGGAUCAUUUGUAAAUGGUAUUCAAUUGGAAUCAAGUGACAUUGAUGUUUGUUUCAAGACCGACUUUAAUACAUCUGACCCAGUCGGCCGAAAGGAUCUAAUGAAGAGAAUAGCCUUGUGUCUUAACAAAAAGAAAGUCAAAGGCAAACCAAAGUAUCACGUGGAGAGAAUACUGGACUCUAUCAAAGUGCCAAUCAUUAAGUUCAGGGAUCUAAAGCACAAAGUGUCGUACGAUAUGUGCUUUAACAAUCGUUUGGCAAUUGGAAACUCGUUGUUGGUAAAAGCAUAUUCCGAAAUUGAUGAGAGAGCCAAACAACUCAUGUUGCUCAUCAAGUAUUGGGCAUCGAGAAAGUAUAUCAAUGAUGCUAGCGAAGGAACCCUUUCAUCAUACGGAUGGUUGAAUAUGGUUAUAUUCUAUCUUCAAACUGUCCAACCUCCAGUCCUCCCAUCAUUACACUCCAACAUCGACUCAUUUCCAGACGAUCAGUUGCAACAAAAGGAUGACUGGAAGUUUAUUGAUCCUCGCCACACUGGAUUCAUCAGUCAAAACAAAAUGACCUUAUUCCAACUAUUCUAUGGUUUCUUUAAUUUCUAUAGCAAGUUUGAUUAUGCCAAUCAAUUAAUUUGUAUUCGUUUAGGUAAACCAACUAAUAUUACAUUGGCAACACAAUCGUACAAGGACAACAACAAAGAAUGUCCAAUUUCCAUUCAAGAUCCAUUCGAUUCAUCUUCAAAUCCAGGUGCUUCUGUUAAAGACACCUCCUCUUUUGGUAUUAUCAUCUUUGAAUUCAUGUCAAUGCAAUUAAACUUAUUUAAAUUGUCCUACAAAAACGACAUUAUUCAAGAUUUCGAUGGUCUCCUCUUUGCCAAAUCAAAGUUAAAAUUAAAUGAACUUUAUAAUAAGAUGAAAAGAUAA
Molecule: messenger RNA, 2757 nt
Organism: Cavenderia fasciculata
Lineage: Eukaryota; Evosea; Eumycetozoa; Acytosteliales; Cavenderiaceae
Exons: 6
Coding region: 1-2757 (918 amino acids)
Biological process (GO): RNA 3'-end processing
Molecular function (GO): nucleotidyltransferase activity
Source: RefSeq, a predicted model, not a curated record